Mizuhopecten yessoensis (Yesso scallop) is the source of this 681-nucleotide messenger RNA. RefSeq names its product glycine-rich protein 5-like. The transcript is spliced from 4 exons. Lineage: Eukaryota; Metazoa; Mollusca; Bivalvia; Pectinida; Pectinidae. The record is from RefSeq and is a predicted model, not a curated record. Bases 1 to 681 code for a protein of 226 amino acids.
AUGAAAAACGGUUACGGGAUGAACAAUGGUUAUGGAAUGAACAAUGGCUAUGGAAUGAAUAAUGGCGGACGUUACAAGCGUGCUGCCUAUGGUAUGGGAGGAGGCAUGGGAGGAAUGGGCGGUAUGCCUGGUAUGGGAAUGGGCGGUAAAGCAGGCAUGGGCGGAGGAAUGGGUAGUAUGUCCCGUCGGCGAAUGGGUGGUAUGGGUGGUAUGAUGGGCGGUAUGCCCGGUAUGGGAAUGGGCGUUAUGGGCGGUAUGAUGGGCGGUAAAGGAGGAAUGGGCGGAGUAAGGGGCGGUAUGCCUGGUAUGGGAAUGGGCGGUAUGUGUGGUAUGAUGGGCGGUAAAGGAGGAAUGGGCGGAGUAAGGGGCGGUAUGCCUGGUAUGGGUGAAAUGGGAAUGGGCGGUAAAGGAGGAAUGGGCGGAGGAGUGGGCGGUAUGCCUGGUAUGGGAAUGGGCGGUAAAGCAGGCAUGGGCGGAGGAAUGGGCGGUAUGCCUGGUAUGGGAAUGGGCGCUAUAGAAAGUUUAACCCCGCCCCGGGACCAAAAACGAGUCCGGGGUCCAGAUACCCCUCCAUCACCUGCAGCCUGCCUCGCCAAUGUGCUGACAACACAUGUGCACCCCUCGCUUUCCGCUUUUGCACACGACAAGUUUUCUCUCCUAACAAAAGAGCUCCACAAGUGA